Messenger RNA from Rhinolophus ferrumequinum (greater horseshoe bat), 7960 nucleotides. RefSeq names its product BTB domain containing 9 (gene BTBD9). The record is from RefSeq and is a predicted model, not a curated record. Lineage: Eukaryota; Metazoa; Chordata; Mammalia; Chiroptera; Rhinolophidae. The transcript has 11 exons. Gene Ontology annotation, molecular function: protein binding. Gene Ontology annotation, biological process: circadian behavior; modulation of chemical synaptic transmission; adult locomotory behavior. The coding region runs from base 1982 to 3820 and encodes 612 amino acids.
AAAACAACACAAAUUUAUUACUUAAGGUUCUGGAGAUCUGAAAUUCUAAGUCAAGUCAUUUGGCAGGGUAGUGUUCUUUCAGGGGGCUCCAGGGGAAAUACUGUUUACUGGCCUUUUCCAACUCUUACAUUCUUUGGAUCCACCUUAAAAUGUACAGAUUUUUAAAAUCUCUCUUUCUGAUGUCUACUUCAUCGUCAUAUCACCUUCUCUGACUCUCCUACCUCCAGCCCAGACGGAUAAUCCAAGAUAAUUUCCCCAUCUCAAGAUCCUAAAGUUAGUCAUAUCUAAAGUCCCUUUUACCAUGUAAGCUUAACAUAUUCGCAGGUUCUAGAAGAUGAGGACAGGAACGUCUUUUGGGGGAGGCAUUAUUCUGUAUCCUACAACUGACAACGUUGGUAUCGGAUAUUACCUGUGGACCAAGAACUUCCCAAUGCCAAACUGUGGAAUUAAAUAGGUUUAUGAAUUUUGUAGCCCCGGCCCAGACAACCUCAACCCCAGCCCAGGCCCUGCUCAUGGAAAAAGAAGAACACCAGAACAGUUCUGUGAACGAAGCUUUCUUUCAAGAGAAAAAGAAUGACAUGAGUACACGUUCUUUGAAAUUCACCGAUCAUAAAGUCAGUGCUCCAGGGAGGAGUGAGCUGGGGGCGGUGCAGCACAAACCAGGAAUAUUAUAUUAAUGGAUGUUACUCCACAUGGAAGGAGACAUCACCCGUGGAGAAUAAGUGUUUCCCCAAUAAACACAUCCACAUUUGAACUCAUCAUCAUAUCCCACAUCUGAUCAUCCUCCCAGAUUAUCACCAGCACUUUCUAGUAACUUAGAUCAGAAACGUGUGGAUAACCCGAAGACUCAUUUGUCUUCGCAUCUUGCUGAAUUUUUCUACCAUCCACCCCUUCACCCAUAACAGAAACUUGGCCUACUUAUUUGGCCCCUACUCAGUGCUGUCAAUUCUACCACCUUAACAGCGCUCACAUCUGCCCCUUCUACAAGCCUUGCUCUUCCUGCCCGUUUUCACUUUCAUACAUUUACUCAUGAGCUCCCUUUGCCUGGAAUUGUAUCUUUUCCAGUUACUCUCUCUAAACUCCCACACUUUGCCCAAGCGUCAAGCAGAAUUGAUUAUCCACCAUCAGCCAGGAUCAGACUUGAACCUGGCUUUCUGACUCCAAACUCCAUGCUCUUAACUGCUCUUGCUCCACGGUCUUCUCUUUUAAAGCUAACAAGGCACCUUGGCAUGCAUUUCCUUUUAGCCUCACAACUCUCCAGCGGAGGUUCAAUGGGCAUUCUUAUCCCUAUUUACAGAGUGAGGAAACUGAGACGGGAACCCAAGGCUCGGCCCAUCGCCCCCUUGCUCCUGAGUCAACGAGUCCCUCAGCCGUCUUCCCUGUAAGCGCGCCGUCACCGCCUUCCGGCUUUACUCCUGUGAGAGCCUCACUGCACUUCGCAGAACUACCGAAGGGGUCCGCGCCCGUCUGGACCAGGCCAGAGCUCUCUCCACCGCAGGCGCCCUGUCACUUCGAGGCGGCGAUCAAGGCGGGGACUGUCCCAUUCGCAGUGACGAAAUCCGUGACGCCAUACAGUGACGUACGGUGACGUGACUUACCCGGAGCCCGGUGCCGGCGGGACAGCCACACCCUGGGGACCCAGGCUCCGAAGGGCAGCGGGUAGGGCGGGCGGGGCAGAGUCGCCAAAGCCGCCUGAGGCGACCCCGGGGCCCUAAACCCUCGCCUCCAGCCCGCCCCGCGGCCGAUGUUCGGUUGCUAAGUGACGCCAGCGCGCUGAGGCGCGUGCGCGGCCACGGCGGUGUGCGUGAGAGCGGGCGCGCGCCGCGGCAGCGGCGGCGACGGCGAGGACGGCGGAGACGGCCGCGGCCGAGGGGGCGGUGGCUACGAGGGGUGUGCGGAGCCGGCGGAGGAGGCCUCUGUGUCGGCGGCUAGGUCGCCGAGGAACAUCGUCGGGGUCAGUGACUAUCACCUGUUCUACAAGAUGAGUAACAGCCACCCUCUUCGCCCCUUUACUGCAGUGGGGGAAAUUGAUCAUGUGCACAUUUUGUCUGAACAUAUCGGUGCUUUGCUGAUUGGAGAAGAAUAUGGCGACGUCACAUUUGUUGUGGAAAAGAAACGUUUUCCUGCCCACAGGGUAAUUUUAGCAGCGAGGUGCCAAUAUUUUCGAGCAUUACUGUAUGGUGGAAUGCGGGAAUCUCAGCCUGAAGCAGAAAUCCCUCUCCAGGACACCACUGCAGAAGCCUUCACAAUGCUGCUUAAAUACAUCUACACUGGGCGGGCAACACUGACGGACGAGAAGGAGGAGGUGCUGCUGGACUUCCUGAGCCUGGCGCAUAAAUACGGAUUUCCAGAGCUGGAGGAUUCUACCUCCGAGUACCUCUGCACCAUACUUAACAUUCAGAAUGUCUGUAUGACGUUUGAUGUUGCCAGUCUCUACUCACUCCCCAAGUUAACUUGCAUGUGCUGCAUGUUUAUGGACAGAAAUGCUCAGGAGGUGCUCUCAAGUGAAGGCUUCCUCUCCCUUUCUAAGACAGCACUUUUACACAUCGUAUUAAGAGAUUCAUUUGCAGCUCCUGAAAAAGAUAUUUUCCUAGCCUUGUUGAACUGGUGUAAGCACAAUGCAAAGGAGAAUCAUGCUGAAAUCAUGCAGGCUGUGCGUUUACCUCUGAUGAGCCUCACUGAACUUCUGAAUGUUGUGAGGCCUUCAGGGCUCUUAUCUCCCGAUGCCAUUCUGGAUGCUAUUAAAGUUCGAUCGGAGAGCCGGGAUAUGGACCUCAAUUACAGGGGCAUGCUCAUACCAGAAGAAAACAUUGCAACUAUGAAGUAUGGAGCCCAGGUUGUAAAAGGGGAGCUGAAAUCUGCCUUACUAGAUGGUGAUACUCAAAAUUAUGAUCUGGAUCAUGGAUUUUCUCGGCAUCCAAUUGAUGAUGACUGCCGUUCUGGCAUCGAGAUUAAGCUGGGUCAGCCGUCCAUUAUCAAUCACAUUCGGAUCCUCCUGUGGGACCGGGAUAGCCGGUCUUAUUCAUACUUCAUUGAAGUGUCGAUGGAUGAACUCGAUUGGAUCAGAGUGAUUGAUCAUUCACAGUAUCUGUGUCGUUCUUGGCAAAAGUUGUAUUUCCCAGCCCGUGUCUGCAGGUAUAUUCGAAUAGUUGGGACUCAUAACACAGUGAACAAGAUUUUUCACAUUGUGGCUUUUGAAUGUAUGUUUACAAACAAAACCUUCACUCUCGAGAAGGGCCUGAUAGUUCCCAUGGAGAACGUUGCAACGAUUGCUGAUUGUGCCAGUGUGAUUGAAGGAGUCAGUCGGAGCCGAAAUGCCUUGCUGAAUGGGGACACCAAGAAUUAUGACUGGGAUUCUGGCUACACGUGUCACCAGUUGGGCAGUGGCGCGAUAGUGGUUCAACUGGCACAGCCAUACAUGAUUGGGUCAAUACGGUUAUUGCUUUGGGACUGUGACGAUCGAAGCUACAGUUACUACGUGGAGGUUUCCACCAACCAGCAACAGUGGACCAUGGUGGCUGACAGAACUAAAGUCUCCUGCAAGUCCUGGCAAUCAGUAACUUUUGACAGACAGCCCGCCUCCUUCAUCCGAAUCGUUGGAACACACAACACAGCCAAUGAGGUGUUCCACUGCGUCCACUUUGAGUGUCCGGAGCAGCAGAGCAGCCAGAAGGAGGAAAACGGCGAGGAAUCAGGGCCAGGGGACAGCAGCCCGGCCAGCCAGCAGCUCGACCCCCAUGCCCUGCAGGCCCCCAGCGCCAGCUCACUGCCCUCCAGCCCGGGCUCCAACUCACGCUCACCCAACCGGCAGCACCAAUAAAGGAAGCAUGAAGUGGAGGGACUCGGUGGGCCCAGAUGGCAGCAAGACCGGGUGUUCCCCCCCACCCCCCCUAAAGGAGCAGGCCUGGCUGCAGGAACAGACACAGAGCAGGUUUCUCCCAAGGGCAGGAAGGGGCCGCUUUGUUCUCCUCAAUUUGUUCAAAUCAGACUGGCCUCCAGGGGGAGAAAAUGGGUCUUCAAUCUUCAUCAAGUUCCCCGUUAAUACCCUACCUCUCUAAUCUAACCCAGGCGAGGGAACAGAAGGAAGGAAUAGGCAGGCCCGGGUCGGAAUACAAAAUUGGCAUGUGCACACUCCAGUGGAAGAGAAUAUGUGAGCCCUUAUUACCUGGAGGCACCGUUAGGAAAUGGGUUUCCGUAGUGGUUACUUUGUGGAACACAUAGCCCUGGCAACUAAAUAAGUUUUUAUUUCUUUUAGCUAUUUUCCAUUUGCUGAAUCCUAGGUGUUCCGGAUCUUUUUGAAAUGCUCAAAACAGCAAAUCACUUGUUUGAAUCCCUUUGACGCUGUAAUUUUCCUGCCUUAGUUUGGAAUGGUUAAGCCGGAGGUAGAGCCGAGACACAUCAUGUGCUCUCCUAAACGAGGCCCAGAUGCAGCUCAUCGUGCCUCCUGGGCUGAGAAGGAAACCCUUGGAGGAAGUUCAGCAAAGUACACAAUGAGCAAACCAACCCGUGGACACUCGAGUUAAUCACUCGAACUGCGGGGUCCUUAACCUGUCAUUUCUGAAAUGUACUCAGCCUUCAAGCUUGGGGGGCUGACAAGGGAAUAGCUAUCAUGCCACCUGCUAAUUUAAUGGUCAGAAGCACGUGUACAUAACUCUGUACCAGCUUCCGGUUGGGCUGGACCUGUCCUUGAAUCCACACAUUUGGGCCACGUACGGCGGCAGCCCUCCUGCCUGUCGGUGCCCUCCAGCCCUCCUUUGCAGCCCAGUCUGGUGUUUGUCCCCCAGACCACAAUAUUCUACCAGGAUUGAUGAAAAAAAGCAGUUCCAAGCUGCUUUCCUCACUGAAACAGUCUCGUCUGACUCGCAUAGCUGAUCUGCUGCUGUUGUCUUAAUAAUCGGAGUGUUGUCUGCUGCUGGCUUACCUGCACAGUUCUCCCUUGGCCGUGUCUGUCAGCUCCACCUGAGGCUUCUUCAGACGCAGGGUUCUCUGUACCACCUGUGACCUGGCUUCAGCUGACAGGGGCUUCCCUUCUGGCGUCUCCAAGACACAUUGGUUGCGGAUGUACGGAGAGCAAUGGGUCGACAGUUUUCUCCUAGUGGAACUUAGUUCUGCGGGACUGUUGGGUACUAGAAUAGUAGGGCAGCAUCAACUGUCUUAUUCUCGGGGAAGGUAGUCAGUCUGCUGUGUGAGUGCAGGCCAGGGAGGGGCGGUCCGGGAGAGGAGAAGCCGCUGGGCCAGCAGCCCCCACCCAGGGCUCUAUGUCUCCUUCUGCGCCCUCAUUCUGAUCCAUCCACUUCCCCUGUGUGGGGUGAGUGGAACCCCUGAGGGGCGCCCCGCACUUAGCAAUGGGAGGCAGGCGGGCUCCUGUAACCAGCGGUGCCUCCGCCUGCUCGCCCUCUGGGGCUGGGCCUCGCCUCCCGCUUCCCGCCCCUGGGCGUGUAAGCACAGGAUUCCUGUCCAGUCAGCACUUCCGCCAGCAGUGCAUUCGCACCCGGCGGGGGACACAGGCAGCCAUGUAAGUCAGAGCAAAGGCCAACUGCAAAUGUUUUGAAAGUGUCAUCUAUUGACGGACUUCUUUUUAAACUCCAAAGUCACCUGUCCAGAGAGGAGCCCGGGGCUCAGAGGCCGCACUGAGGACCCUGGGAUAGGGGGUGGGGGGCGGAGCUAAAGAAGGAUCUGGAAGAGGUGACUGAACGCUGUUUCCAGACCUGGCAGUUCCGCUGCCACACGGCACACCUGGCCAUCCCAGGCCCAGGUAACUAAAUGCCGCCGGGCAGCUCAGCUUCACCCCUGAAGGGGCACAGAUGAGUCUGCGAGCGAAGCUCCAGCACUAGACCCACGCGGGUGCCCUUCCUGCCAGGGCUCGUCUUCUCCCUCCUGCCUCCUAGGAAUUUCCUUUGGUGUUUGCACUUGCCAGAUACCUGUCCUUGAGAGAAUGGCGUUUGGCUCCCUCCCACUCUUCUGCAACAUUUCUGAUGCUCCUAUUAUUAGAUGAAGGGAAAGGAGGGGAAACCGAGGCAGUGCUGACAGCAUGGCAGCGGGGAGGACUGAUGGCGGGCUCUGUACGGUGGUACCACCUCCGUCCUUCCCAGAGGCGGUUGCCGGCUCCCCUUCCCCCAGGCUGGUACUGAGGCCUGGCAAAACCUGCCCUGCCCUGCCUCCUGGUACCAGGCCGGAGCGCUGCCUUCCUCAUGGCCUUCUGCUUUGAGGAGCACGAGGGGCUCUUUCUGCUUGACCAGCUGGGCCAGGGCCUUCCUGAGGGGGGCCAGAGACCCCACUUGUCGCGUGCGGAAGCAGACACACCCAGAGCGAGGCCUGGAUCACUAGGGAAAGAGGGAUGAGUGGCAGCAGAGAAAAGCCCGCAGGCGACACGUUCUCUAUCUAGAGCCCUGGCUGCCCCACCGGAGGUCUCCGCUGCGGCCACCUCAACCCAAGUGGCCUGAAAACUUGAAGAGACUCAGGGAGCUACCUGGACAUGUGGGUGACAAGAUGGGCUGGCACGCAGACGGAAGGAUUCCCGGACCCCCGCGGAGUGAGCCCGGCACAGGACAGAGCUGCUUCUGUGCGUUGGCAGCUGUGGGGUUUGAGCAGGAGACACGGGCAGGGCAGGGGCUGUGGCUCCCCCGCCCAUGUGAAGACACAGCCUGAAAGGUCAGGCGGGGCUGGACCCUCGGCUGAGAUGGACAGGGGUGCUUGUGACUUCUGUGAUGCUUGUCAGUUAAACUAAAAUGGCAGCUUUGUAACCACCAUCCAGGUAAAGGAAUAGAACACUGCCAGAACCCCUGCCCUUCGUUUCAAAUCGUGGUUUUUGAAGAAUAAAGAGCAAACUUCAUUAGGUCUUCUGGGAAAGCCUUCAAGGUCACCUUGUGGCAGCUCCUGGGAGGACCGCUGGGGUAGCAUUGAGCGUGCCAGGCAGGGCACGUGCGCAGUGGGCUGGCACCCGGGUCAAAGCAGUCUUCAAGGCAGGGUUGCUGCCAACGAACCGGGUGUAACAGUAAUGCGUGUGGGCGCGCACACACACACAUAACUCCCCACAGCCACACACACAACCACCCCCACACACAACCACCACCCACACAGACAGUCUCCCACAGUCUCAUUGCUUUUUCUAUUUUUUUUCUGAUUUCAGUUAGAGACAUGAGCCCAUGAUGGAUGGGGACUCUUCUCAAUUGCUCUUUAAAUUGUCACUUUUUAAAUCUUAUUUAAUGACAAAUACAUUAAAAGUAUUUCAUUCCUAGAAGAGUUGGGAAACGAAAUUAUUUUCAGCAACAGUGGGAUGUUUGUUAGACCGAUUCCUUGGCAAAAAGAAAAAAAAAGAAAAUGAAAUGAGUUUUGAAUUGUGCAAAAAAUUGCUCAGCAGUUAUGUUGUCGCCCCAAUUGUCAAACUGCUGUGCAAACGGCUCCAACCUGCCAACUUCACCUGUUUUUUUUUAAUUUAGAAGAUAACAAAAUUGUAAUCACUUAUCCUGUCCAGAGAUACAGGGAAAGAGGAAGGUAUAAUAUGUGCUAAAACGCAGAGAAUCCUGUGUGCCGAAGUCACUGGGUGAUAAAGAGGGAGCAUUCCCCAUUUGGGGCUUCAAUUAAGAACCUCCCUUUGGACAGAGAAGAAAGGUGUCAAAGGAGAAAAGAAAAAUUCGUCUCUUUCCAGUUUUUCCUCGUUAGUGUUUGCUUUUCGGUAUUUUCCGUUUAAUCCUGCCUUGUGUGUGGGUGGCCGGUUCCUGGGGAACCCGCUGCCGAGGUGGUGGGGGCACUGUGGCUGUCGGGCUGUGGCUGCAGCGGGCACAGGCCACGCUCCGUUUAGUUUUGUGGCCGCAGCCAUCAAUUCUGCAUGUUUGUCCUGACAGCAGUUCCAGCAGGAGUCCAGUGCUCGUUAGUGGCCCUAGGAAUUUAAAAUGCAGUUCGUGGUUCUGUACCACCAUGGUUUUCAUUAUUACGAUAUUAAAUUAGAAGUCCUCUGGUG